GCCAUUUUGGCUCAGUUUCUUCCUGAACUUUUGAAGCUUCAUCAACUUCAAUCGGAAUUGAGAAUUAAACAACCAUGGGUGCUUGUUUGGCACUGGGUUCCCUUGCUAGUUGUGCGUCCUGUCUGUGCGGCUCGGCCUCCUGCCUCCUGUCAUCAUGCUGCCCGUCGACGUACAACUCCACCAUAAGCCGGCUGGCCUUCUCCUUCCUGCUGCUGCUCGGGACGAUGGUUUCUGUCAUUAUGAUUCUGCCUGGCAUGGAGGAGCAUCUUAAAAAGAUUCCAGGUUUCUGUGUUGGUGGCUCUUACAUACCCAGCGGGAACAAGGUGAACUGUGAUGUCAUUGUGGGCUACAAAUCGGUGUACCGUAUGUGCUUCGCCAUGGCCUGCUUCUUCUUCCUCUUCUCCAUCAUCAUGAUCCGUGUUCGCAGCAGCAAGGACCCCCGAGCCUCCAUCCAAAAUGGUUUCUGGUUCUUUAAGUUUCUCAUGCUUAUUGGCAUAACUGUCGGAGCCUUCUUCAUUCCAGAUGGCAUCUUUACUACAGUGUGGUAUUACUUUGGCGUUGUGGGCUCCUUCAUCUUCAUCAUCAUCCAGCUCAUCCUGCUGGUGGACUUCGCCCACUCCUGGAACCAGGCGUGGCUGGAGAAAGCAGAGGAGGGAAACAGCAAGUGCUGGUUUGGAGCUCUCCUGACCAUCACCAUUAUUAACUUCGCCCUGGCUUUCACUGCUGUCGUUCUCUUCUACGUCUUUUACACCCAACCAGACGGCUGCACGGAGCACAAGGUCUUCAUCAGCCUCAACUUCCUGUUCGGCAUCGUUGUGUCCGUCGUGGCGAUUCUGCCCAAAGUCCAGGAGGCUCAGCCCAGCUCAGGUCUUCUUCAGGCCUCCGUCAUCUGCCUCUACACCAUGUACAUCACCUGGUCAGCCAUGACCAACAACCCCAACAAGCAGUGCAACCCCAGCCUGUUGAGUUUGGUCCAGCCCAACGGUCCUACUCUCCCUCCAGGAGUUCCUGCUCCCACUCCAGCCCCUGGAAACGUCCAGUGGUGGGAUGCACAGGGCGUCGUGGGACUGAUCAUCUUCUUGUUCUGUACUCUCUAUGCCAGCAUCCGCUCCUCAAACAACUCCCAGGUGAACAAGCUGAUGCAGACCGAGGAGGGCCAGGGUCUGACCGCUAAUAUUGAGUCUGCGACAGGAGAGGACGGGGUCCGGCGAGCCGUCGACAACGAGGAGGACGGAGUCACCUACAGCUACUCCUUCUUCCACUUCAGCCUCUUCCUGGCCUCGCUCUACAUCAUGAUGACUCUCACCAACUGGUACAAGCCUGACACCGACUACAAGGUGAUGCAGAGCAGCAUGCCGGCCGUGUGGGUGAAGAUCUGCUCCAGCUGGCUCGGCUUGGGCAUCUACCUGUGGACCCUGGUGGCCCCGCUGGUGCUCCCUGACAGAGACUUCAACUAGAUGCACUGAAAUCUGACAUCUGAUCACCAACCUCUUGCUAUUUGCACCUUGUAAAAAGAUAGCUUUAGCUUCCAAUGGAUCUGCUUGGUUUGCUUACAAUUGCACAUUUAGUGAUUAGCUUAAAAUUGAUUUUGUGGCUGGAGCUGAAAUUUGUAUUUUUUUCUAAGAAGGAAGAAUAAUAGGAGUUGAGCUUUAACGUCACUGUCUAGCUUUUCCAUCUCAUGCCACUCCCCCCCCUCCGAUACUGUUACACAUAUGCACUACAUACCAGGACCAAAUGCAUCUUAAGUAAUCCUUUUGAGGGGUUCACGCUUUUGCUUCGUUUCACAACAUCUUGUUUUUCCAUUAUCUUCACAGGCAUACAAAUGAUUGAGUUUUUUUUUAAAUUGCAUCCCUUUGUUGUAAUGCCCAGUUUUUAUAUCUAAAGUGCCUUUUUAUCAUGUUUUGCUAUUCAAAGAGAUUACUGAUAUAUCUUUACACAUUUAGAUGAGAGAGUCAUGUUCCAAGUUGAUUUCUCAAAGUGCCCUGUUUGUAUGUUUUCAUUACAAUCAAUAAAGAGGAUAUCCUGAUCGUCUUAAA
This is a messenger RNA of Labrus bergylta (ballan wrasse), 2036 nucleotides long. RefSeq names its product serine incorporator 2 (gene serinc2). The record is from RefSeq and is a predicted model, not a curated record. Gene Ontology annotation, cellular component: membrane. NCBI's taxonomy places the organism in Eukaryota, Metazoa, Chordata, Actinopteri, Labriformes, Labridae.